GCCGAGCGGUUCCGGUUCCGCCGGGCCGGCGCCGUUUCCGCUGGCGCGGCGCGGGCCGGGCGGCGGCGAUGGCGCGGAGCACGCUCUCGUCCCGCUUCCGCCGCCUCGACAUCGACCAGUACGACGAGAACCGCUUCGUGGAGGAGCCCGAGGAGGCGGCGGCGGCCGAGCCCGAUGCCAGCCCCGAGGUGGAAGCGCUGCUCAGGCAAGGCGAGGCGCUCCGGGCCUUCCACACCGCCAUCCGCAGCUCCCCGGGCAGCAGCAGGAGCCAGGCCGUAAAGGAACAGGCCCAGGGAACGAUGCUUAAAGUCCUUACAUCUUUAAAAGCGGUGAACUCCUUAGACAGAAACGGUGUUGAUUUGUUAAUGAAGUACAUUUAUAAAGGAUUUGAAAAGCCAACAGAAAACAGCAGUGCAAUAUUACUUCAGUGGCAUGAAAAGGCACUGGCAGUAGGAGGCCUGGGCUCCAUAAUAAGAGUUCUCACAGCAAGAAAGACUGUGUAAAGACUGUUAACUUGGACAGAGGUGACGGUCAGGUUUGGACUCAGAAGAAGGAAUGAGCUGAAAUUACACUGGUCCAUCUUUAUUAGAGAUUGCAACCUACUGAAAUCCUGCAGUAACCUCCUCUUGGAAUGCUUUUAUCCAUAAAGGUGGGGGAAGAGUAAAGGUAUUCCUGCAUAUUCCGACUAUCACAUAUAGGAGCCAAGACAUUCUCCUGCUCCCUUCUUUAACAGGCAGAGAGAAGGCACACUCCUGCCUCCUAUUACUGUAAGUGAACAGGUAUUUCAGAUGCUGCUUUAGCCAGGUGUGGUGAUACAAGCUCCUGUGUGUCCUGCUUAGUCCCAAGGUAGCUGUGUCCAGGCCAAGAUCCUGCAGCUGAGGGUGGGAGAAGGGCUGUUAGAACGGCGGCUUUGAACGUGUGCUGAAGGAAUGUUGGACUCUGGGCUUGGGUUAAUGUAAAGUGAAGUGCCUGCUGCAUCAAUAAAGUUCUUGGAUCACGUGA
Oenanthe melanoleuca is the source of this 1002-nucleotide messenger RNA. It is a transcript of the gene ARPC5L, whose product is annotated as actin related protein 2/3 complex subunit 5 like. Gene Ontology annotation, biological process: Arp2/3 complex-mediated actin nucleation; regulation of actin filament polymerization; cell migration. NCBI's taxonomy places the organism in Eukaryota, Metazoa, Chordata, Aves, Passeriformes, Muscicapidae. Gene Ontology annotation, cellular component: cytoplasm; actin cytoskeleton; Arp2/3 protein complex. The record is from RefSeq and is a predicted model, not a curated record. Gene Ontology annotation, molecular function: actin filament binding.